AUGGCAUGGUCGGUUGAGCUGUCAGAGUUCGAUUUGUCUUUUGAGCCGAGAGGUCCCAUCAAGUCGCAGCACUUGGCCGAUUUUGUUAACGAGCUUACCCCUUCGGGGCGUUUUGAGGACGAGCCGUGGACCUUGCAUGUCGAUGGGUCUUCCAACGCCCAAGGCAGCGGAGCAGGAGUAAUACUGGCUAGUCCCUUAGGCGUCACAAUCGAGCAGGAGACAAAAUCACUUAAAAAGGGAAACUGUUACAUAGUUAGCACAAGCCCUCCAAAUGUAUACAAAGCUUACCUUAAUCAGUUUCAAAAAGACUUUAAAUUGUUUCUGAAAUCACGUUCGGAGGAACUUGUGUAUGGAGGAGCAAUGGUCUUGGUGUUUUCCGGCAACACUGGAACUCCUAGAAGAACUUGUUGGGAAAUAAUUAGUCUAAUACUCAAUGACAUGUUCUUGGAGGGUUUGAUUGAAGAAGAAAAAUUGGAUUCCUUUAACAUACCAGUGUUUGAACCUACGAUUGAGGAAGUAAGGCAUGUAAUUAAGGAAGAAGGAUCAUUCUUUGUUCAAAGAUUAGAGAUUUGUAACGUGCCUUGGGAUGAGUGCAUAAAUGAUGAUGGUGGUGAUUUUUUUCUUGAUGGAAAUAUAAGAGCCAAAGUCAUCACCAAGCACGCAAGAGCAGUAAUGGAGCCUCUCUUAUCCGUAAGUUUUGGUGCACAAGUUAUAAAUGAAGUAUUCAUCAGGUUUCAAAAGAAAAUUGUGCAACUUAUGGAGGUGGAGAAAUUGGAGAGUGGUGCAUUUGUGAUGUCCGUUACAAAAAUUGCUUGA
This is a messenger RNA of Cajanus cajan (pigeon pea), 816 nucleotides long. The record is from RefSeq and is a predicted model, not a curated record. NCBI's taxonomy places the organism in Eukaryota, Viridiplantae, Streptophyta, Magnoliopsida, Fabales, Fabaceae.